This is a messenger RNA of Epinephelus lanceolatus (giant grouper), 3067 nucleotides long. It is a transcript of the gene depdc4, whose product is annotated as DEP domain containing 4. NCBI's taxonomy places the organism in Eukaryota, Metazoa, Chordata, Actinopteri, Perciformes, Serranidae. The record is from RefSeq and is a predicted model, not a curated record. Gene Ontology annotation, biological process: intracellular signal transduction.
ACUGCCUUUAGAUGGCAGCAGAGCGCUGUCUGUCACUUGCGUUUAGAAGACGUAGACGAAGAAGAAGAACUUGUUGACGUCACACGCAGAGCUGAUGAUGGCGGUUGAUUUGACUCCCCGUUUCAGACGGUUGAACAGCCAAACGAGGAGUUUUCGAGAAAAUACACAACAUGUUUUCUCGGGGCCCUUCGGUGCCACCCAGCUGUGGCACAACAUCAUCCAGGCCCUGCAAACCCAGGUGGAGGUGCGCCGCUGUAGAAGGCAUCUCCGCGUUCACACCGAAUGUUUCACAGGCUCGGACGCCGUGGAUGCCGUCCUCAGUUACUUGAUGCAGAAUGUGGUGUUUUGCACAAGUGAAGUGUCUCGCCUCAAAGCUGCCCGACUGUGCCAGGCGCUGAUGGAGGCCAAGGUGUUCGAGCCAGUGGGUACGAAGCUGUUUCGCAGAGACAAGGAAGUGACCUUUGAGGACAGCAGCUGCAGCCUUUACCGUUUUCUGGAAUAUAAAGUGGUACCAAAUUCUGCCAUGAAAGAGUGCAAUAGUGACACAGAAAAUGUGCCACCAGAGGAACAAGGGCUGAAGAGGAAGAAGAGCUCCAGGAGGCUGAACGAACUGAGGACAAUCUCUAAUCCCCUUGCUGUCGGACCAUCAGACAGGAGGGUUGAGAGGCUGCUGAGAACCAUCAACCUGCGACCAACCUUGUCUACAGCUUUAAACACAACCCCCACUACUCCUGCCUUUCUGUCCAAAACUGUGAUGGAUGACGUUUGGAAGCAGCAGACGCUACUGCAACUGCUGCAGAUAGUAGAGCUGCCCAUGCUGGACUGCAUCCUGAUGUCUCCUUCCAGGGUUCAGCUCCAGGCCUGCAGAGCUCUUGUAGCCACCCAGGACCUGGUUAUCUCUAACACAUGUCUGGAGAGAGAGCUGCCCGACACUCUUAAUCUGCCCCAUUUGGAUGGGUGGCUGUCGGCAGCGGCAGACUGCUUGGAGCUCUUUCCCGACCAGCUGAUCGUGGUUGCAGGGGAGCAGCUCAGCCAACAAGGUGACAAUACCUUUUCAGAAGACGGCCAGUCGGAGCAGAUGGCGAGCCAAAAGAGGCUGCUGUUUGACACUAUUGCCAAGUACUACAGUGGACAGGAGAAAGCUCCCCUUCUCUCAGGACACCACGUGGACAUACACGCUGCAAUCCUGGAUUUGCUGGAUGAAGGGAAGUUGCAGGAUGCCAUCAAAGCAUCUCAGCUGUGUUUUCGACUGCUGGAGACGAGCGUGAGGGAUGAACUCAGGAGACUGCUGACCUUUAUGGCCACAGCAGCUCACCCAGACGCUUGCCGUCUUCAGAAACAGAUUGAUAACAGGGCCUCAGUCUGCCGUGCUUUUCAGAGAGCAAUUGUCCAGAAUCAUGAACUGACUCGAACCCAAAGUGAAACCCUGGUGCUGUUUCUCAUGGACAAUUACACUGAGCUCUUCAAGACUCCUACAUCCCUUAUUGAAGCUGUGAGGAGAACACUGAGGACUAUGCAGCAGGGAAAAGACCCUGACUCAACUGCCACGUUCACCUUCUGCCAGCAGGUGUCGCCAGAGGAGUACGAGGACCAGCGAGAGGCUGCCACCCUGGAGAGCCUCAAACAGCUUCUUCAUGACAUCUCCUCCAGCAAAACCUUACCUGUCAAGGAGAGAAGGAGGCUGCUCAAAGAGUUUGAGAAACAUCACCCCGUGGUCUUCCUCCAGCAUUUAUCCAGCACCUUCUGAAUCAUACAUGUGAAGGCUUAUCGGUUUGACUUCCCAAGUGCACUUCACAGAGCCAGGUUGCAGUGGUACAGCGCUUACACUGAAGAAUAGCAAUAAUUUAAUGCACAUUAAUCUGGGUCAGAUUAAACAUGCUGUUGUUAGUGAUUGACGUGAUGUGAUGAAGUCACAUGAGGCCACAGUUGUUGAGGCUUUAUUUGUAGAUAUUCUGUUAAGUCUUGUUCUUUCGUGUUUGUUACAAUCUUGUAGCACUGGAUGCAACUAUCUCAAUGGUUCUCAGCCUUUUCUUGUGUCAAAGACCCCUAAAUGGAUACGCAUUAAAUCACGGACCCCAUCUGAUAAGAUUUCACACCACAAAACUCCAUCUAAGGGCUGCGACUAGUGAUUAUUUUCACUAUCGAUUAAUAUGUUGAUUAUUUUCUCGAUUAAUCCAUGGGUUGUGUGGUCUUUGAAAUGUCAGAAAGUGGUGAAAAAUGUUCUCCCAAAGCUUUAGAUUACGUUCUCAGACGUCUUGUUUUGUCCACAACCCAAAGAUAUUUAGUUUACUGAGAUAGAUGUGUGAAGAAACCAGGAAAAAAAUUCACAUUUAAGAAGCUGGAAUAAAAGAGUUUUGACUUUUUUUUUUUUAAAGCAAAUUAGUUGGUGAUUAAUUUAAUAGUUGACAACUAAUCGAUUUAUUGUUGCAGCUCUACUUCCAUCUAAAAAGAUAUUGGUUGUAAGACAUGAUUGAAAUUUGCCUGUGUCCAGACCUGAGUUUGAGUUGACUGAUUUCAUCUGGCAUCGUGACAUGAAACAGCAAUUUCUCAGUUAAAAUAAAAAACAAGCCAAUCAGCGCCACAGGUGGGACUAGUACUGUAGUCAAGCUGUUGUCAAGCGCUGUUAAAUGGUUUGCAGAACCAAUGAGUAUUAAUAACAACGGCUAGCGCUGUAGACAAGAUAGAUGCUGCUAUUGAGGCUGUUCUACAUCAGCAUGUCUUUUCAGUACUGCCGGACAUCAUAGUUUGUUUUACUUCGCUCCACUCCACUCUGUAAAUCCUGGCAAAACAGGUAUAUCAGCAUUAGUGUGGAGUUAAGGUUAAGGUGCCUAAACAGCAGUACUCAGUGAGCUGUGGUAGUUUCAGCUGUUUGUGGCAGUUGACAUUUUUUGUUAAGUUAGGACACAUCUUUUAAUUUUACAUUAAUGACACUAACUUUAUGUUUAAAGAUGAAUAACGUUUAAAGAUGGCUUAUGUGCACUAGAUUAGGGACAGACCGAUAUGGAUUUUUUAGGGCCGAUGCCGAUACCGAUUUUUUUUCAUCACCCUUAGCCGAUGACCGAUUAUG